This is a messenger RNA of Drosophila montana, 2024 nucleotides long. RefSeq names its product kelch domain-containing protein 3. The transcript is spliced from 3 exons. Lineage: Eukaryota; Metazoa; Arthropoda; Insecta; Diptera; Drosophilidae. The coding region runs from base 224 to 1483 and encodes 419 amino acids. The record is from RefSeq and is a predicted model, not a curated record. Gene Ontology annotation, molecular function: chromatin binding; protein binding. Gene Ontology annotation, cellular component: cytoplasm.
AUUGAAAUAUCGAUACUAUCGAUAUUCAGCAACAAAAUUACCCAAAAGAAGUUGCUGCUGUUGCUGCUGCACAAAAAAAAAAGGAAAAGCACAUAAUUUUCACAACACAGCACGCGCCUUACGAAAAACCCAGGCUGUGCAAAGCAAACAACAAUUUAAAAACAGUUGACAGGCGGCGCUGGCCCAGUGCAAUAGUCGCUGCUUGUGUGAGAAAGCUGGAAGCAUGUUGUGGACGGUGCAUCUCGAUGGUGGUCCGCAGCGCGUAAAUCAUGCAGCUGUGGGCGUCGGCGAAUUUAUCUAUAGCUUCGGGGGCUACUGCACCGGGGACGAUUAUCGCUUCAAUGAACCGAUCGAUGUGCAUGUGCUGAACGUGCACUCGAUGCGCUGGACUCUGGUGCCGCAGCAGUGUGACAGCGACGGGGAUCCGCUCAAGUAUCCGCUGGUGCCGUUCCAGCGUUAUGGCCACACUGUGGUUGCGUACAAGGAGCGCAUCUACAUUUGGGGCGGCCGGAACGAUGAACAUCUGUGCAAUGUGCUCUAUUGCUUCGAUCCAAAGACGGCGCGCUGGGCACGCCCGGCGGUAAGCGGUUGCCUGCCGGGCGCCCGGGAUGGACAUUCGGCGUGUGUGAUUGGCAAUUGCAUGUACAUAUUUGGCGGAUUUGUGGAUGAGAUCAAUGAGUUUAGCAGCGAUGUGCAUGCUCUAAAUCUGGAGACAAUGGAAUGGCGUUAUGUUCAAACGUUUGGUGUCCCGCCGACCUAUCGGGAUUUUCAUGCGGCCGUCGCAUACGAGGAGGAGCGCAUGUAUAUAUUUGGUGGGCGCGGCGAUAAGCAUAGUCCAUACCAUAGUCAGGAGGAGACCUACUGUCAUGAGAUUGUUUAUCUGGACAUGAAGACAAAGGUCUGGCAUCGACCCUUUACCGCCGGCAAGGUGCCUGUGGGUCGGCGCAGUCACAGCAUGUUUGUGCACAAUAAAUUGAUCUUUGUUUUUGGCGGCUAUAAUGGUCUGCUGGAUCAGCAUUUCAACGAUCUGUACACAUUCGAUCCGCGCACCAAACUCUGGAAUCUGGUGCGCGCCAAUGGCCAGGCGCCGACGGCCAGGCGACGUCAGUGUGCCAUUGUCAUGGGCACGCGCAUGUUCCUCUUUGGCGGCACCAGUCCUCGCUGCUCCAUGCCACAAUCGCAGAGCUCAGUGUUGCGCGGCAAUGAGUUAACGCAGCCGCCGGCUGCGCCGCCACCGCAACAGCAGCCAGCAGCAGCGCCACCAGCAGCAGGAGCAGCUGCAGCGGCAGCUGCAACCACCACACUGAUUGACUACAGCGAUCUGCAUGUGCUGGACUUUGAGCCCACGCUGAAAACGCUUGCCACGAUGGUGGUGCUGAAAUAUCAGCUGGACAUUUCCGGCUUGCCGCGCAGUUUUCGGGCGGAUCUUAACAUGCUGACACAGCCGAACAGUAUUACCCGACCCAUCAAUCAGGCCGGCUAGCAUUUAUUGUUCAUGUUGGAAAUAGAUAAAAAUACAAUCGAUUGAUGCCGCCUGGUGCUCGGAUCGUCGCCCCCUUGUCGUUUUUCAGCGAAUGCCACAAAACAAAAAACAAGCAAACAAAAAAAAAAAACAUAACAAAGAGAAUGCGUUAAAAAACAUCAUGAGAUAACAACAGUUAUUUAGCUUAAUUUACAUGCUUUUUCCACAACGCUUGAUGGAAGCGGAUUGCACUAGUCCCAGUAGUCGAGCAAUGCAUCCGAUCUAUUCCAAAAGUGCUCGAAAUAUCAAAUGACACCACACACACACACACACACACACAUGCAUACACAGAAAGAGAGAGAGAGAGAGAAAGAAAGAGAGAGAGAGAGAGAGAGAGACACUCGCACACACUCAGACUCGCACACACGGACACUGAAACUAGUAAUAAACAAUGCAGUUUUAGAAACUUGCUUGGACUUACAAUUACAUAAUUAGCUCUAGUUUGUAAAGUGUUUAUAUAUAAUUAUCUUAAAUAAAAAUCGCAUAUUAUUAUUAUUGAAAA